Drechmeria coniospora is the source of this 948-nucleotide messenger RNA. RefSeq names its product 14-3-3 domain protein. The transcript has a single exon. The record is from RefSeq and is a predicted model, not a curated record. Gene Ontology annotation, cellular component: cytoplasm. Gene Ontology annotation, biological process: signal transduction. NCBI's taxonomy places the organism in Eukaryota, Fungi, Ascomycota, Sordariomycetes, Hypocreales, Ophiocordycipitaceae. Bases 1 to 948 code for a protein of 315 amino acids.
AUGGCGUCCUCCGAGGUUGACCAGAAGUUCUUGGGCAGGUUGGCCAGAGCCGUUGAAAACGACAACCCCUUGCUCUCCUCCAUGCUCUUCAAGAUCCUCGGAUUGUCGCUGAAACUCGCCGAGCAGCUGGUCGCCGCCAAGAAGCAACGCCGCCCGGACCCUGCCAAAUCUCCCGUAUUCCUCAAGCGCGUCCUUCACAUCAUAUGGCUCUCUCGCGAAGGCCUCGUCAUGCUCCAGCAGUACGUCAUUCCCAUGGUGGGGAACUACGUCGAGCUCAGGAUCUUGGCGUACAAGCUGCGCGCCAGCUUCCACCACAUUUUUGUCUUGUUUCACAACCAACCCACCGUCUCCGACGUCGCGAGUUGGACUCCGGAGCUGGUGGAGGCUGCGGCGGAGGUUGCGGCAGAGAUGGCCUCUCAAGCAGACAAAUUGAAGAAUGGCCCAACGGUCGGCGAUGAAUCGUUGUCAAGAUCCUCGUCAAUCCAGCCAACCCAUCCCCUGGAAGGUGGUCCGGUUGGGCCUCCACCCGGCUUCGAGACUCAUGUUGCCCUGCUGCCGCCUUCGUUCCUGCUUCCUGCCCAGAACUAUCUUCCCGCGGCGCACCAGUAUUUCAAGGAAGCCGUCAAGAUGGCAGAUCAGCUACUCUGGGGUUCCCACUCCUUGCGUCUGUCUAUCAAGACUGAAUACGCCGCCUUUCUCUACGAUUGCGUUCAUGACGUUGAGGCGAGCCGAAAGGUAGCCAAAGACACGAUAGCCGAGGUAUACGAAGCUACGGAAGGCAUGGACGACGACAUGUUCAAUGAUGCCUGCGAGCUCGUCACCGUUCUCGGCAAGAUGAUGAAGCGUGGUCUCGGCUCGGAGCCGACGCCCCGCGGCAGAAGCCAGGACCCCAAGGCUCGCCUAAACCCAAUAACUGCGGUUUCUAUAGGAAUGGAAAACCCAAUAUGA